Messenger RNA from Phaeodactylum tricornutum CCAP 1055/1, 3102 nucleotides. RefSeq lists its product with no specific name. Bases 1 to 3102 code for a protein of 1033 amino acids. The record is from RefSeq and is a predicted model, not a curated record. Gene Ontology annotation, molecular function: oxidoreductase activity; 4-alpha-hydroxytetrahydrobiopterin dehydratase activity. Gene Ontology annotation, biological process: tetrahydrobiopterin biosynthetic process. The transcript has 4 exons. Lineage: Eukaryota; Bacillariophyta; Bacillariophyceae; Surirellales; Neidiaceae. Gene Ontology annotation, cellular component: cytoplasm.
AUGUCGUUUCACACCAGGAUUGUCACGUCCACCACCAAUAGAAGGCUCCAUCUGCUAGGGCUAAGGCGUGGUGAGGAAUUACUUGGUAUGGACAGUGGGUGGGAAAAUACGACAAAGCUUUUUCGGCAUUUGCAAUGUCGGAUUCUUUCUUCACAAAGGACUUCAAGCCAACCGAAUCCCCGAUACGAUCCCACUGCGAAGCGACCAAACAAGGUUUGCGAUCCAUACGGCCAAGGCGGAAAAGCCAUGCCUCUGUCAGAUAUUCAGGCUUUUCAGGCGACCAUAGACGAUCAAUGGAAAGUGACGGAAGACGGGACGGCUCUUGUCCGGGACUUUGUACACGCAGACUUUCUGACAGGCGCUCGUUUUGUGCAAAAGAUUGCCGCCGUCUCUCAAAUGAACAGCCACUUUCCAAUAAUCGGACUACAAAGGUGUAUUGUCAAAAAAAAUUGGCAAGUGGUCACUCGUAUUGAAUGUAGUACAAUGGUUUUGGGGGGCCUGUCGGCUCACGAUUUCCAUUUAGCUAUGCUGAUUGAUGUUGAAACCGCGCGACCGGAGGUGCAUGCUCUACUGGCGGCUGCGGACGACAAAAGGCUUUUAAGAUCGAUCGUCGACGUGUCUCGGGCCGCUGGUUUUCCGUGUCAAAUUUAUGUCAGUCAACUCGAAUCUCGUCUCCAACAUCACGUGCUAACAGCGGAUACAAUUGCUUUUGUAGCGUCGAACAUCAAGCGCUGCAAUAUAAACGCAAACAAUUCGUUUGAUGGCGAGGAUGAAGACGAAGUGUGUGCCGCGUUGGCAUUUCAGCCGUCCUAUCAGAACCUUCCCCUUAGACCUGCGCAGCACCUGCGACUGACUACAUCCGGAUCUAGCGAUGAUGGUUUCAGCCAAGAAAACUCGGAGACCGGUAUUUCUCUUUCUCUCCGAAACACGGGUACGAAUGAAUAUACCAACCCCGUGAAGCAGCGAAUGAGCUAUCCUUCAUCGAAACGCCAAAGGAAACAACACCGGGACAUUGUGAUCGUCGGCGGAGGUCUGGCAGGCUUGUCAGCAGCCCUGUACGUCUCGCAGAUUGACCCGACACGACAUGUAACUAUUCUUGAUAAGCAGGAUCCGGAGUCACACCGUUCUAAAGAUUCUACUGUUGCUAGCUACGCAGCGGCGGGCAUGUUGGCCCCGAAUUCAGAACGCUUACCAAAAGGUGAUUUACUUAAUCUAUGUUUGGAAAGCAGAAACAUGUAUGGAGACUUUUGCGACAUGGUCGAGUCUUUGGCUCAAGAAUCUGGAGAAGAAGGAAUGAAAUAUUUGGCAACAUCCUCACAGAGCGCUGACGGAUUAGAACCCUGGAGUAUUGGAUACGUUGCUUCAGGUGGUUUCUUGGCUCCAGCAUUUGCAGGUGAUUCAGUCGCCACGUGGGCCCCACCAGAUGACGGUGGGGCAGCAACAUGGCUGGACGCUACCCAAGCACGAGAGCUAGAACCUAACCUGCACCCAGACGUUGUCGGCGCCUACUGGUUUCCCGAAGACGCUAGUGUCGAUGCUCGGCGAUUGACGAAUUCUUUGCGGGCUGCCUGUGUAGCGGCAGGAGUCCAGAUUCUGCACGGACCCUCCAACGAAGUCACAUCACUGGAUCUCUCAGAAGGGAUCUGCAAAGGUGUCCGGUUGCAAAGUGGACGUUAUCUGAGUUGCAAUUCGAUUCUGGUCGCCAAUGGUGCAUGGAUGCGCAAUCUUUUACCGGUUCCUAUUGAGCCACACAAAGGCCAAUCCUUGUCGCUUCGCAUGCCGAAAGAUCGUCCGCCAAUUCUUAAGCGCGUUCUCUUUGCCCAAGAUUCAUAUAUUGUACCGAAGGCAGACGGUCGCAUUGUUGUCGGUGCGACUGUAGAAGCAGGAAGCUACGAUCCUAACGUGACGCCUGGCGGUCUUUUGCACAUUUUGACACACGCAUUGCAGCUGGUACCCGCAUUGAAAGACCUUCCCAUUGAAGAAACAUGGGCGGGACUUCGUCCAACCACGCCGGAUAAAGGUCCAAUAUUGGGAAAAACACCGUGGGAAAACCUGUAUUUGGCUGGAGGGUACUGGCGAAAUGGUGUCUUGUUGGCUCCAAAAACUGGAGAACUACUGGCUGCUCUCAUGACCGGACAAGAAAUUGACGAGCAGGAUCAGGCGAUGUUGGAUGCGUUUGCUUGGGAUCGCUUCACGAACAAGGACGGUGGCGAUCGCCUCUCAGCCAACGCAAGGUACGCCGCCUCGAUGCACCCGAUACAUAGUCGAAAGUCUGGUGCUGGCGUCGCAGCCUCGGUUGGAACGGAACUCGGAACUUACUCAAGCGCUCGUUCGGCGAAAGAAGAAAGACAACAAGAUCGUAAUUCAUUGUGGAACGAAAAUGGAGACGGAGACGUUGCUUUUGAGCGGGCAGCAACAAUGGGACGGAACGACGGGGCGGCGUACUCUUUUGGAGACGAUGAAUCUCCGUAUGAACGAAAAUCCGUUUCACAGUCAACAGCACAAACAACUCCUUCGUUUGAGGAUCCCAAAAGUUCAAAGAGGUCACUGAAGGCUUCUGAUACUGUGGAUGCGUAUACGGUAGGAGCGUCGGACGAGAUUCAGGACUCUCAUUCUGCGGAGACAAAGGCUUCCGAUUUGACUGACAUGUAUGAAAAAAUUAGGGCAAACAAGGCAAAGAAAACUACGACCUUAGGUGAAAGCGAUGGCGACGAGGAGGUACGUCCCGAUCCUGGCUUUCGAAUAUUUUAUAAAGAUCCAGAAACAGGUGAACGGCACGAAGUCCCUCCGUACACAUCGCCCGGAGUGUUCCAGCAAAAACUGCAUGCGAGGAAAAAGUCAGAGCGAUCCGCGAACGGAACCAGGAAUGAUGUCCCAAUCAGUGAUGUUGUUGCACCUUCGCCAGCGGCGAAUGGCAACAAGGAAGCGCAGCAAUACAGCGAAACCACCUAUGACGGUUACCAAGAGAUUCAGUCGGCUAACUCACGACAAACUCGAGCAGAAGAAUUAGAAGCGAUGCGAAUGGCACGACAGAGUAAUCGUGUUGGCCAAGAAAGCAUCAAAGAGUCGGAUAUUGGCGCCCAACCGAUGGGCGACGAGUAG